AUGAGGGCUGGUUCGCCGGCACCUAGUGAAGCCUCAGAUACCUCCUCAUCAUACGGCCCACCACCUCCCCCAGGCCUGAACCGACAACUCUCUGAACAGCAAACCAAACCGCCAUCGUUCAAACUAUCCUCCAAGCAACCCGGCCCCUCCAUCCCCACAACAGCUGACCUCCUUAUUCGCGACGCCGACGAAGCCGCAGAGAGGUCAGCUGCCCUCUCCGCCUCACGCCAGAUGUGGCGUUUGCAGACUAAGGAAGCUGUCACCAGGACUCUGGACAACGACAUCCUCCUCCCCAACCGCGCCGAGCCCGGCUCACGCGAGCGCAAACUAGAAAAGCGCCGUGAGCUAAACGAGAAGCUGAGGGAGUUCCGUGAGCGGUCUCCUGGCGUUGGGGAGGUGGAUGAGAGCGUGUUGAUGGGGGGAAGGGAGAUGGAUGCACAAGAGGAGUGGAGGGAGAUGGUUCGUAGACGGGAGGAGCGAAGGGCUGAGAAGGAAAGGCGGAGAGAAGAAGUUGCCAGGGCAAAAAGGUUGGAGAAAGAGGAGAAGUUGAGGGAAUGGAGGGAGAAGGAGAGGAGGGUGUUGAAUCAGCUGAGAGAGAUCGCGAGGGAGAGGUUUGGCGAUGGGGGGCAAGCCCCUUGA
This is a messenger RNA of Thermochaetoides thermophila DSM 1495, 639 nucleotides long. RefSeq lists its product as uncharacterized. The transcript has a single exon. The record is from RefSeq and is a predicted model, not a curated record. Lineage: Eukaryota; Fungi; Ascomycota; Sordariomycetes; Sordariales; Chaetomiaceae. Bases 1 to 639 code for a protein of 212 amino acids.